GCAGACCGGAAGCAGUCCGAGCCGGGGGCUUCUGGGAAACGGUUUGUGAGCGGCGUUUCUGCGUCUGCUUUGGACAGCGAAGCUGCUGCGGAUCCUGAGGUGGAGGAGUGCCUGUGAAGAAAACAGAGUAUUUCCCUGAGGCCUGUAUCCUGCCUUGAUUGACUUUUCUUGAAGUAUUAUAAAUCAGGAUGUCUGCACAGUCCGUGGAAGAAGAUUCAAUACUAAUAAUCCCAACUCCAGAUGAAGAGGAAAAAAUUCUGAGAGUGAAGUUGGAGGAGGAUCCUGAUGGUGAAGAGGGAUCAAGCAUCCCUUGGAACCAUCUUCCUGAUCCAGAGGUUUUCCGACAGCGAUUCAGGCAGUUUGGAUACCAGGAUUCACCUGGGCCCCGUGAAGCUGUGAGUCAUCUUCGAGAACUUUGCCGUCUAUGGCUCAGGCCAGAGACACACACAAAAGAACAAAUUUUGGAGCUGGUAGUGCUGGAGCAGUUUGUUGCCAUCCUACCCAAGGAAUUGCAGACUUGGGUUCGAGAGCAUCAUCCAGAGAAUGGAGAGGAGGCAGUGACAGUGCUGGAGGAUUUAGAGAGUGAGCUCGAUGAUCCUGGACAGCCGGUUUCUCUCCGUCGACGAAAACGGGAAGUUCUGGUAGAGGAGAUAGUUUCUCAAGAAGAAGCUCAGGGAUUACCAAAUUCUGAGCUUGAUGCUGUGGAGAACCAGCUCAAGUGGGCAUCCUGGGAGCUCCAUUCCCUAAGGCACUGUGACACAGCGAGAGAGAGAACACAAGCAUGA
This is a messenger RNA of Leptonychotes weddellii (Weddell seal), 785 nucleotides long. The record is from RefSeq and is a predicted model, not a curated record. NCBI's taxonomy places the organism in Eukaryota, Metazoa, Chordata, Mammalia, Carnivora, Phocidae.